UUAUACCUUUUCCACCUAUAAUUCCUUCCCAUUAUUCCUUUAUGCAGUGACAAAGGACCCACCCCUGAUGAGAGAAUCAUGAGUUUGCUGGUGCCCACCUUGGGUGGACUCCUGUGUGGGCAGCACCAAGAUGUUAUGGUUGGAGUGGAUCAAAAAGACAGCAAUGUAGAGGCUGAAGCACCAAGUAAAAGAGGGAUCCUGAGGCUGAAAUACCCCAUUGAGCAUGGAGUUAUCAGUAACUGGAAUGACAUGGGAAAGGUUUUGACAUCAUUCUUCCUACAACAAACUCUGGUUGUGCUGGAGGAACAUCCCACCCUUUUGACUGAGACCCCCUUGAAUCUGAAGGCCAACCAUGAAAAAAUGACUCAAAUUCUGUUUGAAACAUUCAGUGUGCCAGCCAUGUGUGGAGCAAUUCAGGCAGUGCUGUCUCUGCCUUGGGACCAAUGACUGGUGAGUCUUCCUGAGGGUUGGAUUUUCCACCUGUCUUUCUCUUGAAGUCUUGAGUCUUUAUAUAUUUUGAAAAAAUAUUUAAAAUGCCACCUGCCUUUGUAGCCUGAUGCCAUGAUAUAAUUUUGUAUACAAAGAUGGGCAGCUUACAGGAAUUAUGACUGUCAUAAAUACUUGUUUUAUCUUUAAAAUUCAAUUAUUUGUGUAUCAGAAAUGCCUUAUUCAUUUUGAGUGGAAAACAUGUGCUUCAUUUCCUACCCAAGAAUGACAUGGCUUUACACAGAUAUUGUUAUAUUUUCCUAGUGGUGUAUUUUACUUUAAUGAGAGAUUCACAUUUUUAUUAAAAAAUAGGGGUUUUUUUUACAGUUUGAACAUGACUUCAUGUCUGUAAAGUGCUGGAACUUGUCUUAAAAAUGGGCUUGGGAAAAUCUGUGUCCUGACUGUCACACUGUGUGUUGAUUAAAAACUUCUUGGCUGCCUGCAGCAGAACAGGAGAUGGUGAGAGACAUCAAGGAAAAGUUUUGUUGUGUGGCACUGGAUUUUGAAAAUGAAACAACAACUGCUGCUUCUUCCUCCUGUCUUGAAAAGAGCCAUGAGCUUCCUGAUGGACAAGUUCUCACUAUUGGGAAAGAAAGUUUCAGAAACUCCCGUCCAGGCAUCCUUUGUAGGUGGGACAGGACUUUUCUUUCUAGGGAUUUGGCAGACAAUGAAAAGGAGAACUUUUAGCAAGUAUAGACAACAUUCAGCUGUAGGAACUGAAUUAUUUAUUCUCAAAUGGAGUCACUUCUUCAGAAGCUAUGGAUGCUGCUGCUGCUGGACAAAAAGAUGCUUCAGCUGAGAAAUACCUGAAUCCCAAGAUAGUUUCAAUCUCUUAUAAAUGGAGUAGAAUGUGUAAAAUGACGAGAUCGUGCUUUUUAUCUUGAAUGGCUGAUACAGAAAUGCACAGUGCUGCUUAU
Neopelma chrysocephalum (saffron-crested tyrant-manakin) is the source of this 1403-nucleotide messenger RNA. RefSeq names its product actin-like. Lineage: Eukaryota; Metazoa; Chordata; Aves; Passeriformes; Pipridae. Gene Ontology annotation, cellular component: cytoplasm. The record is from RefSeq and is a predicted model, not a curated record. Gene Ontology annotation, biological process: vascular associated smooth muscle contraction.